AUGCUGGGCUGGGGCGCCUCUGAGCGGCGCGUCACGAGCAGCAAGGAGCUACGUGACGUUGACAUGUACGUUUACACGCUCCCCGCAGGGCUGCUGGGCCGCUACAUUGGCCGCGCCCUGCGGUUCCGCGUGGAGCGGUUUGCGUACGACGUUGACCCGGCGGGCCGCUCGCUGCGGCGCGUGGUGGUGGAGGCCGACUCCCUGCUCCCGCAGUGCGAGGUGGACCGGCGCAAGUUUGAGCGGCUCCUCUUGAACUUCUCAGAGGUGGAGCGGCUCUCGCGGCGGGUGCGCAGCUACACCCUCGACGCCCCUCGCUUCCCCCGCAUCCUCUACGAGGUUGAGCGCGAGACGCAGGAGCACCUCGAGGGCUCGCUGCAGCUCUGCGGGGAGACACGCCCGGUGCGGUGCAGCAAGGCGCUGGAGGGGCCGGAGCUCGUGGUGCGCUGCCCGAUUGACACCCGCGAGUUCAACGUGCCGCGCUACUCGAUCCUCUUUGGGCUCUUCAGCGUCUCGCCGCACGUGGAGGUGGAGACGCGGGUGCCGCUCAAAGUCCUGCGGCUGUGA
Messenger RNA from Trypanosoma conorhini, 564 nucleotides. RefSeq lists its product as uncharacterized. The coding region runs from base 1 to 564 and encodes 187 amino acids. The record is from RefSeq and is a predicted model, not a curated record. The transcript has a single exon. NCBI's taxonomy places the organism in Eukaryota, Euglenozoa, Kinetoplastea, Trypanosomatida, Trypanosomatidae.